AAUUUCUGAGCGAGUCUUUCUAUCUCAUCAUCUGGCCAUCUUCUUCUCUUAUGGGUAGCGAGUUUUGAGUUCUAAUAUCCAGAACUUCCCAAAGAAAGAGAGGCAGGGACCAGACUCUAGUGUUUAGGGUGAACUGAAUGUGGAACCUGUUGUUGAAAUUGUCCAACCUGAACAAGCUGUUGUUGAUGCAUCGUGCUAAUGGUAACGAGGAAGAACUGGUAGAACAAUGUACAUAGGUU
Messenger RNA from Linum tenue, 239 nucleotides. The record is from the annotation of a GenBank genome assembly. NCBI's taxonomy places the organism in Eukaryota, Viridiplantae, Streptophyta, Magnoliopsida, Malpighiales, Linaceae.